GACUUCCAGCGCCGCCUCGCUGGCAAUGCUGCACGGGCAUCGGGCUCAGUUGGUGUUCCGGUUUCGGGUUGUGCUGUCAGUUGCCUUUUUGCACAGCGGCUGAGCGAUUGAGCGAUUGAACGAUUGAACGGUUGAACGGUUGGACGGCUGAGCGCUGGAGCGGUUGAGAGUGUGCCAUCGGAGCCGGAGAGUCCUAACGCGCUGCCCGUGGUCUGUGUCCGCAUCCGUAUCCGUAUCUCGUAUCUCCGUGCGUCUCUCUCCGGGUGUGUGCGUGUGUUUAAGUGUGUGCCUGUUGUCUGUCGCUAACGGUGCGCGCGCGUCUGUUUGUGUGAGUGUGUGACUCUGUGCGUGCCCCUGCCAGUGUGUGUGUGUGUGCGUGUGUGUGUGUGCACAACAAUACUAUAUAUCUUAUAUACUAAUACCAGUGUGUGCCCACACUCGCACACGGCCUGCAAAUAAAAUAUUAGAAACAGAUAUAUACAACAAUUCCAGCAGCCGUCGACACGCAUGACACAUGCAAUGGAUGCCAGAACUAAUAGUGGAUAUCGGAAUAAACAAAUAUAAAGCCACAUACUCGUACAUACAAAUUUAUAAGCUAAGCAAUAUUUAAUUCGGUUGAGUGAAAUUCGCAAGAAAUAAAUCAAUUUUAAAGUUCUUCAAGCUGCGGAAACGAAUACUAAACCGCGAAAACUAUUCAAUCGCUGAACUGAAUAAACGCAUAAGCCCACGACUAAAGCAAUUUUGUAAUUCAAACAAAGGGAAAACAAACUGAAAAUAUUAAUUACUAUUAAUGGCGAUGACUACUCAAAAGCAAACGACUUGAGCCAGUUGUAAAUAUUAAAACCGACAUUAAACAUAAAAUGCAUACACACCUAAAAUUCCAAACUCACGUAAAGACAAGAGAAUUAUAAUAUCCAUACACAAAUUACCAACAAAGAAUCCAUUUAAAUACGAAGUGUUCUAUUAUAUAGAAAACUAAACUCGCAAAUGAUAUAUAAAUUCUCGAUAAGCAACUGAAACACGCACAAGAUUGAUACAAAUUUUUAAUAAUAGUACAUUAAAACAUAAGGACAGUUCCACAACAGCUCAAUUGGCUGAUAAAUCUAAGUGGGAAUAAUUCGGAAAUUCCUUGAAAGUCUUCGAUUGACGGAAUUAAAAAUUACGAUUAACUCGAUACAUACAUACAUAAUCGAUUAUACAUAAAUAAUAAUCAUUAUUGAAUUAAAAAUAAAUUACAUCAACUUCAUUACUUAUCAACCAAAAAUUCCGGGAGACAAAUUUGAUAAAAAAGUUUAAAAAAUAUUAAUACGCAUACAACAAGUUUAAUACACGAACCAGUAAAAGGAAUAGUUCUACGAGUAAUUAUUCAACACAAUCAACGCUAUUCUUGAAUGCCAAUUGGAAAAAACUUUGAUUGCAUAACAAAUGGAGAAGGGAUAGUAGACGCCACUUUUGCAUUCACAAAUAAGGAAGAAGUCAAGUAAAUCAAUAGAAACCAAAUGCUACAAAGCACUGCCAUAUACAACUGCAAAGGAUUGCAUUAUGAGAACUAACAAUUGAGUAGCUCAACAUUUAUAGCAAAACAAUACGAAAUCUAGAAUAAUAUAGCAACUACUAUACAAAAUUGGAGCUAACGAACAAAUGAGGGAGAAAAGGCGAACAGGAGGAACAUCAACAGCAAAAUAAAGAAAUUAGUAAAAAUGGAUGCAGAAUGAAGGAAGCCCAAAAACGAGAAAGAAGAAGUUGUGGUCUAAACUCUUAUUGUAAGAAAACGCAUAAAACUAAUAGAAAAACGCUCUUUGGGUUGUAAAGAAAAUAAGAAGACAAAAGAAAGACAUGAAAACGUUGCAAACAAUAAAGCAUAUACUUGCCAUAUUGAUAUAAAAGGAAAUCGUGAAAAGGCGGUGAAAAUUUCAUAAGAUUAGCAGGUCUUAAGGCACACAGCAAAAGAGGGAACUCAACCCCCUUGCAGAACAAUGAAAGCCGCAGCAGCUGGAUAAGGCCGACUAAACCGAAAAUUAUAUUAUUGUAAUCUAGUAGAGAGCAGAGCAACAUAUCCGCUGGCAACAACCAACACCGAAAGAGACUAUGAAAAAUGCACAACUGAAACUGACUGAAGUUGACGAUGAUGAGCUGUGGCUGGCAGUAAGAUUAGCGCACUGCAGCAGCAGCAUCAGCAGCAGCACAAAAACCACCAGCAGCCCGUGCAACAGCAGCCACCAGCGGCACAACCAGCAACUCACAACACUGCAACCAAGGAGCUUAAGUACAAAACACCACAGCAACAUUGCGAGCGAGCAGCACAAUAGCCAGCAGGAGGAUGUAGCCACCCACAGGAGCAGCAAUGACCAGCAGCAACAGCAGCAGCAGCAGCAACAGCAGCAGCAGCUAGACAGCAGCAGCAACAUGUUGUCGCCAAAGACAGCCGCAGCAAGUACUGCCGGCGAUGAAGCAACAACCCAACAACCAACAAACAUAAGACUGUGUGCACGCAAGCGACAACGAUUGCGUCGCCGACGAAAAAGAAAACCAGCAACCCCAACCGAAGCAGAUAUCAAGAAACAACAGCCACUUAGCAUGCCUCCCUUCAAAACGCGCAAAUCCACGGACACCUACAGCUCACCAGCAGCCACCACUAGCUGUCCGACAGCCACCUACAUGCAAUGCCGCACCAGCGAGAACGAGUUCAGUAAUCCGAUAUCGAGUCAUGACCUCACCCCGGCCGCCUGGGUGUUGCAUGUGCUGCAGGUGCUGCUGGUGUCGCUGCAACAGUGGCAACUCCACGUGCAACAGCGAUCGGUGCUCCUGCUCAGAGGCAUUGCGGUGGCCACCAGCGCCUUCGUUUCCUAUUUAGGCAGCUUUGCGGCGCAACUGAGGAUCAGCAGCAGCAACAGCAGCAGUGGCAACAGCAGCAACAGCGGCAACGGCAGCAGCACGCAAAUUAUAAACGGACUUAAUAAGCACUCAUGGAUAUUUUUACUGAUAUAUUUGAAUUUAUCUGCUAAAGUUUGCCUAGCAGGAUAUCAUGAAAAGAGACUGUUACACGAUCUUUUGGAUCCUUAUAAUACACUAGAACGUCCCGUUCUCAAUGAAUCGGACCCGUUACAAUUAAGCUUUGGUUUAACUUUAAUGCAAAUUAUCGAUGUGGACGAGAAAAAUCAAUUGCUAGUCACUAAUGUGUGGUUGAAACUGGAGUGGAACGACAUGAAUCUCCGCUGGAACACCUCCGACUACGGCGGAGUCAAGGAUCUGCGAAUCCCGCCGCACCGCAUCUGGAAGCCAGACGUCCUCAUGUACAACAGUGCGGAUGAGGGAUUCGAUGGCACCUACCAGACGAACGUGGUGGUGCGGAACAACGGGUCGUGCCUGUACGUGCCGCCGGGGAUCUUCAAGUCGACGUGCAAGAUCGACAUCACGUGGUUUCCCUUCGACGACCAGCGGUGCGAGAUGAAGUUCGGCAGUUGGACCUACGACGGAUUCCAGCUGGAUUUACAAUUACAAGAUGAAACUGGCGGUGAUAUCAGCAGUUACGUGCUCAACGGCGAGUGGGAACUACUGGGUGUGCCCGGCAAACGUAACGAGAUCUAUUACAACUGCUGCCCGGAACCCUAUAUAGACAUCACCUUCGCCAUCAUCAUCCGCCGCCGAACACUGUACUACUUCUUCAACCUGAUCAUACCUUGUGUACUGAUUGCCUCCAUGGCCCUGCUCGGAUUCACCCUGCCGCCGGAUUCGGGUGAAAAAUUAUCACUGGGUGUUACCAUCCUGCUCUCGCUGACCGUGUUUCUCAAUAUGGUUGCCGAGACAAUGCCGGCUACUUCCGAUGCGGUGCCACUGCUGGGUACAUAUUUCAAUUGCAUAAUGUUUAUGGUAGCUUCAUCCGUUGUGUCAACGAUUUUAAUAUUAAAUUAUCAUCAUCGAAAUGCUGAUACGCACGAAAUGUCCGAAUGGAUACGCAUCGUGUUUUUGUGCUGGCUGCCAUGGAUACUGCGAAUGAGUCGCCCAGGACGCCCGCUGAUCCUGGAGUUCCCGACCACGCCCUGUUCGGACACCUCCUCCGAGCGGAAGCACCAGAUACUCUCCGACGUUGAGCUGAAAGAGCGCUCGUCGAAAUCGCUGCUGGCCAACGUACUAGACAUCGAUGAUGACUUCCGGCACAAUUGUCGCCCCAUGACGCCCGGCGGAACACUGCCACACAACCCGGCCUUCUACCGCACGGUCUAUGGACAAGGCGACGAUGGCAGCAUUGGGCCCAUUGGCAGCACCCGAAUGCCGGACGCGGUCACACAUCACACGUGCAUCAAAUCAUCAACUGAAUAUGAAUUAGGUUUAAUCUUAAAGGAAAUCCGCUUUAUAACUGAUCAGCUACGUAAAGAUGACGAGUGCAAUGACAUUGCCAAUGAUUGGAAAUUUGCAGCUAUGGUCGUUGACAGACUGUGCCUUAUCAUAUUCACAAUGUUCACAAUAUUAGCCACAAUAGCUGUACUACUAUCAGCACCACAUAUUAUUGUCUCGUAGCCAUAUGGGCGAGGUGGUUAUUGUUAUUGGUUUUAUUAUAAAAUCAAUUUGUUAAUUAUUAAAUUAAUAACGAAACUUUUUAAGUAAAUUAAACUAAAAAAGACACUAAAAAGCACAAAAAAAUAGGAAAAUACAUGAUAAAAACCAUCAACUAAAUAAUACAUCCAAAAAUCCAAAAAAAAAAAUUCACAAAAAAAAACAAUUAAAAAUCGUCUCUGAAAACACAAUAAUUUAAUUAUAAAAUUCUCGUUUAAAAGUCUUUCAUUAAAAUCAAACAGACACUAAACAAAUAAGAGACUAAACCAACAUCAUAUACUAAAACGUUAAAAAUUAACUAAUUCCAAUUUUCCUAAUUCUAUACAAAAAUCUAUAUAAUGGUAAACCAAGAAAUCCCCUCACUUCCCGCAAGCCCCCACAAGCCAGUAUCUAGAUUUCUUCCAUUGAAUAUAUAUAUAUACAUAUAUGUUUGACAAGCAAGCAAAACGGGUAUAUUUUCUUUUUAGAUUUUAUAUGUUAUAUUUUAUAGGAUAAGCGAGGCGUUUUCAUACAAAUAGUCACAUGGGUUUUCGAAACUUUUUUUUUGACAGACUUCAAUGGAAAGUGCAGCACUUCAAUGCAGAACAAAAGCCCCCAAACCUCCAAACCUUUAGGAAGACUUCGAUUUGUGAGCUUUAUAGUAGGAACUUUGGGAACUUUGCGACGCGUUUACCAGAUGAAAACCCAACGUAUUAGGAGUACAGAAUACAGAAUACAGACAGCUAAAUUUGUAUCUUCUUCUUCAGCACUGAAGUCAGUCCAGAGAUUUGUUCCGAGCAACUUUUUGCUACCAAUUAGUACCUAGGCCAAUUAGGUGAUUACGCCACUUUCCCCCCUCUAAGCGAAACUGCAUUUCCGAAACAGAACCAAUUAACCCUACAUAUCCAGUACUGUGUAUCUAGUGCCCUCUCCCCUCUCCUCUUCUUACCAGUCUUAUUUUAAACUCAAUGUCUAAACCAAUUGAUAAAUCGUAAACCAAACCGAAUCAAAGCAAACCCCUAAGAGUAAAACCCAAACAUUCCCCGUAAACCUUACCAAAACCAAUAGAAUAACCAAUCUGAAUUGGAAUUAAGAAAAUUUACUGGAAUAUAAAAGAGAAAAUGAAAAAUGAAACACGAAAAAGAAAAAUCAAAAAGAUGCGAGUGAAAUGGGCGAGUGAAUAUGAGUAAUUGACGAGCGGCACAGCAGGUGAAUUUGAGCCCAGAAAGGCGCUCAGCAUGUGAAAUGCAUCCGAUGGAUUGCAUUUCAUGUUGACUGGCGCUGCCGAGGAAAUGAAUUUAUAAAUUAAAUGGUUGCGAGCAAUAAUAUCUGCGUGUUGAUGAAUUGCAUGAUUUUUGGUGAUGCAAACGAUGAUCGAUCGAACUAUUGCGCGAGGUCCACGACGAGGGCAAGAGUUCGCUCCUUCAGCGCAUUGAGAACAGCAAACAGUCGUAACUUUCGGUAUUGAUCUCACACAUUCUUUAUUUUGUUAUCAUUUGAACUUUAAUUCUUCGGCUUAAAGUACUUAAAUACUCAACGGGUACAAAACCAGAAAGCAAUUCAACACAGAACACUGAAAGUGAGCAGUGAAGAGGCCACAUAGUUUGAUUGCAAAUGAAAGGCAAGGCAGACCAAGAAGUAGAGCAUUCGAGAUAUAGCAAUAUACCAAAAUACCAAUAACAAUGAACCCAACAGACGCCAGAACACGUAACAUGCCGGUGCAUGGGUAAUUAUGUGCUUGCUUUAGUGUCGAGCGCACCGAAAACAUACUGAUCACAGACCACAACAACCAAAACAUAUAAACCAAGGAGCUUUAUACAGAUAUAUGUAUAUAUACGAUGGAGUUUAGCGUGGGCCAGUCUGACCCGACUUUUCAUAUAUUUGUACCACAAAACACAACAAAACACAAAACACAACACACACAGGACACACACUCGGUUGUUCGAUGGCCAGUUUAUGGCAAUUUGUAUGUUUCUGUCCGCCAACUAGCCAAGCACACAAUUUCAAGAUGACCAGACAAGGAAUACAAGAAACAAAAAUCUUAAAAAUUACCAAGGUCCGGGUGAUCGGUUGGGAAAUGCGAAGGAUUAGCCGGGGAAAGUCCAAGCAGGACGAUCCCUGGGCAUUCUGCGUAUUUCCCGAAGGAGAGGAUCCCAUGGCCGAGAAUAGAAGAAAAAGCAAAGCUGCGUUGGUCGAAAUUUCACACAGACUUUUCUUUCCACACAUGAGCAAAGAAAAAAGUUCGAAAUGGAAUAGCUUUUUAAUUUUUAAGUUACAGUUAUUCUGCUUCUAAUUGUAAAUCUUGUGCAAUGUAAACAAUCAGAAUUUUUCUUUGAAUAUAAACAAUACGAACACACCGAAACCAAAAGCAAAAGCAAAAGCAAACAAACGCGUAAGGGUCACAGUAAAGACAUAAAGUCACGAAACAAAAACAUAUAAGAUUUCAAAAUCAAUAAUGGAAAUAUGAUUAGCAACUAAACGAUGUCAUUCAACUUAGACUAGGCUACACAGAAAACCAUAAAUUGUUAAGACUCUAUCCAAAGAGCUGAGAAAGGCGAACUCAACAAACAUACUAGAAAUAGAUUUACAAGCAACAAUAAGUGUAAUUCGAGUAACGAACAGAACGAAGAAAUAGUUAAGCAAAUAUGAAUAUUGAGGAAAUUCGUUUUUAUGUGAUUCGGUUAAAGGAGAUUUUCAACAUCACUUUGUAUGCGGAUUUUGUAUGCCCAACUAUACAGAUUUCUGAUCCACUCUUUUUCGCUUGUAUUAUUUUACUAACGAUUGAACCACAUUUACAGAUAAGGUUUAGCUUUUGAUAAAAGAUUGCAAAUGUAAAAUAAUAUGAGAACUUGGAAGUUGGUAUAUUUUGAUGAAAGGUGAAAUUAUUUGUACAUUUUGUUGUAUACCCACCCACAGGAAUAGCUUGAAAACCAAUGGAUGGGAAAUUUGAUGGUUGAAAUUUGUGGGGACUUUUCUUCAUGUUUUUGAUAACAAGUAUUUGGUUUUGUAUGCUUUUCCAAUGCGAUUGUCAGUGAGAACGAUUAACGAUAGAUUUCAAUCCUAACGCUUAAGAAUAUUAAAGAAAUAAUAAUAGAAAACAUAGCAAACAAGCUGCCAGCAUGAAAAAUAAAAACAAUAACUAAUUUUAAAUCUUUUAUACAUUUCCAUCAAAUGUGCUUAUUUAAACACAAGAAGAGAAAGCAACCCGGAAACCGGAAACCGGAAACCGAAAACCAGAAAUGCCCAACUGAAAUAUCUGAUGGCCGUUUUCAAAUAGCAAUCAAUAACUGGAUUAUGUUCAACAUCCAAUUAGCUGAAGUUGAACGAAAGUUUUCAUAUAAGCAAUUUUUAAAGAAAAACGUCACCCCAGUAAAUAAAUACAUAGAAAUAGUAAGGCUAUCCGGCUAUCGAGGCCAUAGAAUGGAGCAGGAUGAUGGAGAUUAUAACUAAUAAAGUUCUAGUGCAUAAAGAGGACAGUUUGGAAAAUAGUUCUUCAUCAACCAUUAAUACACAGUUCAUACAUAUAUGUGUAUAUUUACAUGGAUAUAUAUGUGCAUACGUAUAUACUUCUUUUUACACAGACAAACAAGUAUAUAUAUAAAU
Drosophila santomea is the source of this 8136-nucleotide messenger RNA. It is a transcript of the gene nAChRalpha5, whose product is annotated as neuronal acetylcholine receptor subunit alpha-7. The transcript has 14 exons. The coding region runs from base 2089 to 4518 and encodes 809 amino acids. Lineage: Eukaryota; Metazoa; Arthropoda; Insecta; Diptera; Drosophilidae. Gene Ontology annotation, molecular function: acetylcholine-gated monoatomic cation-selective channel activity; transmembrane signaling receptor activity. Gene Ontology annotation, biological process: regulation of membrane potential; signal transduction; nervous system process. Gene Ontology annotation, cellular component: postsynaptic membrane; neuron projection; synapse. The record is from RefSeq and is a predicted model, not a curated record.